AAAGUGCCUGGUUCUGCUGGUUUAUUUUGCUUUGUCCGCCGAAAAGGAAACUUGCUGCGAGGACUACUACAUUCCGAAGUUGACUUUAUUAUGAGCCAGAACGAUGCUCAACUACAUUAGAUGUGCAAUCAUGUCACCGACAACACGCAGCAGCUCCAAUAACAAGAAAAACAGCCAGCCAGCAGGCGAAGCUCUCAAGGAUGUGAGCUCAUCCGAAUCCAUAAGAACAGAGGGUGCUCAAAUGCGUGGCUACAAGGUUACUGAUAACGAGCGCACGAGAAAGUACGGAAUCGGAGCCAAUUCCCUGGAAAUGCUGAUAGCUAAGGCAAACGGAAAGUUCCCGCUUCCCGAGUUACACUUGUAUUUGGCUUCUGAUGGAUUCGAGGUAACCGACGAUGAGUACUUAAAAAGCCUACCCGCCCAGACGCUAUUCAUAGUUUCUGGGCCGGAUGCAGUCAUUACAACAGAUGCCGAUUUUGAGUUUGAGAAGAUGCGACAGCAAUCGCCUUUGCUGAAGGUGGCCGACAUUUUUUACGACUUUAUCGAACAGCAUCCGGAAAAGUUUCGCCGCAUGAUCACGGAGUACGAACACCAAAAACAACGUCGCGUCCUGGAUAACAGCAAGGCCCACCUCAGCUUGAAGGCCGAGCACAUGGAAUGGUUCGCGGGCGGGGAGGAGCGGUUCCACUCAAAGGAAGAAGCCAUGGCCAUGCGCGCCCAGACACGUGUGCGCGGCUACUACUAUAAGGCCAAGGAGGAACUGACCCGUAAUCCCUUGUACCGCCAAAAUGCCAAGGCCCGACAAGUGAUAAACGCUGUGCUGGAGAAGUUUCGAUACCUGCUCAUCGGUUGUGAUUUUUUCUCCAUGAUGUUUGACAGGAAUUGCAAGCAAAAGCAUGAAUUCCUGCAGCAGCACUUGGGCGAGGAGGAAACCGACGCUGGCAGAAUACCCAGCAAAAGACUGAGGCAGGUCAUUAAAGAGUACACAAAGGAAAACUGCAUCCUCGACGAGUGGUCCACUUCCUUGUGCUCCGAUUUGGGUGACUUCUAUUGCCAGGGCUCCUACUCGGAGAAUGGCAACAGCUGCUCAAAGCAGCACAUUAUCAAUCCGUACGCUUCGCGGGAAAAUCUCAUUUUGUUCCAGGUCUGGAAUCUGGACCACCAAAUUGAACUGUGCCGCACAAUACUUCCCGCUCUUGUGGCAAAUGUGGAAGAACUUGUGAGUCAUCCGCAGAUAAAGUGUUCCCUUCAUAAGAAGCAAGUGGUCGAUAUCUCAGUACUGGAGUACUUUCUUGAAAUAUUCUCUCUAAAGAACCUUAAACUAGUUCACAUUGUGUGUCAUGAAAAGGUGCAGCGGUCAAACCGUUCAAACGGUCGCCUUCUAUGCUCCGACUGUCAUGAGUAUCGCAUUGUGCAAGAGCUGAUGGAAGUGCAAGUAGACAGUUUAACCACUUAAAUGGUAUGUCAAAAAUAUUGAAAAGUUACCUAGCCAAGCAAUAUUGUACACAAUAACUUUACAAAAUGUAUCUACAAGUUUGGUUGCUCUUUUUUUUGAAUGUUUUAUAUUGCUGAUCUCAUAGGGGAUAU
This is a messenger RNA of Drosophila santomea, 1587 nucleotides long. RefSeq names its product DNA fragmentation factor subunit beta (gene Drep4). Gene Ontology annotation, biological process: apoptotic DNA fragmentation; apoptotic process. Gene Ontology annotation, cellular component: nucleus; cytoplasm. NCBI's taxonomy places the organism in Eukaryota, Metazoa, Arthropoda, Insecta, Diptera, Drosophilidae. The record is from RefSeq and is a predicted model, not a curated record. Gene Ontology annotation, molecular function: DNA endonuclease activity. The transcript is spliced from 3 exons. Bases 104 to 1456 code for a protein of 450 amino acids.